Molecule: messenger RNA, 1053 nt
Organism: Cimex lectularius (bed bug)
Lineage: Eukaryota; Metazoa; Arthropoda; Insecta; Hemiptera; Cimicidae
Product: leupaxin-like
Exons: 5
Coding region: 222-890 (222 amino acids)
Biological process (GO): cell-cell adhesion; positive regulation of integrin-mediated signaling pathway; cell-cell junction organization
Cellular component (GO): cytoplasm; nucleus; Z disc
Molecular function (GO): transcription coregulator activity
Source: RefSeq, a predicted model, not a curated record
AUUAAUUUCAUUUAUUCUCUUUGUUUGCUGUGGUUUUCAGUAAAAAAAGCAAAAUAAACUAUUUGGCAGGCAUAAUCACAUGUAAAACUGUAUAUUUUAUAAUUCCUAGACAUGCGUUUAAAUUUACAGUUUGAUCUAGCAAAACAAAAUUCAUAAAGUUUUAAACCAAUAACAAAUGCCAGAUCGUUGAAAGCCAAUCAUCACAAAGUACCUUCAGAAGCAUGUCUGGGAAACGGCUUCUCCCACCCACUACAUCCAACCUCGCCCCUUCUGCACGAAAAACAGUAACUGAUUGUACAAAAAUUUGUUCAGGGUGUAAUGAAAGGAUUGAAGGAACUGUGAGCAAUUUUGUACCGAGAUCGCCUGGCUUGUUUUUAACAGUUUUCCUUUUCUCCCAGUGGUUCCAGGCCUUAGGGCAGUAUUGGCACCAACAUCACUUUAAGUGUGCCCAUUGCAGAAAGGCGCUCACCGGGCAAGCGUACUUCCAAAAGGACAAUAAGCCUUUCUGCAAGAAAGACUAUUUGCAUCUCUUUGGCCAAAACUGUCAAAGAUGCGGUGGUUCAAUUGACGGGCAGUCGACACAAGCUCUGAACAAUUUUUGGCAUCCUGAACAUUUUACUUGCUGGAUUUGUAACAAACCCAUCGACAAGGAACAUUUUAAUGAACGUUUCAAUAAACCCUACUGUGUUGAAUGCUUUGAGAAAAAAGAGAUCAAUCCUAUAUGCGAGGGUUGUAAUAAUCCAAUUACAGAUGCUAUUUUGGUGGGAAUGGAUAAAUUCUGGCACAAAGGAUGCUUGUUGUGUUCGAAAUGUUUUUACCCAGUUGAAAAGGAACUAGUAACAAAGGAUGGAUUGCCAAUUUGCAAGAAGUGUAAAUUAAAAAAAAAUUGAUUUGCCUGAUUUUCAUCAAAGCUGAGAUUCUGCAAGAAUAAAUGAAGAUGGUCAAAUAAUUCACCUGCCAUUCAUCCCUUCUCCACCGAUGACAUAGAGAAAACCAUGAAGUGACGCAAGGCCAAAACUAUGUCGUGGUGUUAUUAAAGGAGCUUCUUCUUUC